AUGCCGUCAACCAAAUUCGAGAUGGAAGCAACUGUUGAUCAUGAGGAGUUGCACUCGAAUCCGAAUAUGGAAUCUGGUCCUUUCCAGAUAGAAGAGAAGGCCAAUAAUCUAGCAGUGGAUCCUGUCAUCGAUAUCGACCCUGCCACCAAUAGGCAACUCUUCUGGAAAAUAACUCGGCGCAUUCUGGUCAUCCAAGUGAUCACUUAUUUUUGCCAGUCGCUUGACAAGGGAAUUCUGAACUAUGCUUCUAUCAUGGGAAUUAAGAAGGAUGCCCACCUGGUAGGACAGGAGUAUUCUUGGCUUGGAACUAUCCUCUAUAUCGGCAUCCUAGUGGGCGAAUAUCCUCAGAACCUCAUGCUGCAGAAAUUUCCUUUAGCAAAGAUUCUCUCUAUCAAUGUUUUUCUUUGGGGGGCUAUAGUGACAUGCUCCGCUGCAUCAACUCGAUUCGAAUCACUGAUGGCUGUUCGAUUCCUCCUCGGAUUUUUCGAGAGUUGUGUACAACCAGCUAUGAUGUUGAUGACCGCGAUGUGGUAUAAGAGAGAAGAGCAGUCAGUCUUGAAUGCGAUUUGGUAUUGCAUGAGUGGUGUGUCCUUAAUGAUUGGUGGACUCUUAGCAUUUGGUGUGUCACAUUUUACCGAUGGGCCGAUCAAGAACUGGCAACUAUUGUUUCUAGUUCUGGGCCUGGCUACAUGCGUGUGGUCCUUCUUCAUUGCCAUUCUUCUCCCGGACAGCCCUUUAUCAGCAAAGUGUUUCAGCGAAGCGGAUAAGCGUCUAAUGAUUGAGAGAGUGCGUAAUAACGAGACUGGUAUCCAGAAUCGAGAGUAUAAGAAAUACCAGGUUGUCGAAGCUCUCAAGGACCCAUUAGUUUGGUGCUGUGUCAUGCUCAUCACCACAGCUAAUCUUGUCAUUGGUGGCCUGGGUGUAUUCUCCAACCUCAUUAUUCAGCAAUUCGGGUUUUCGCUCCUACAGACGCAGCUGCUUAAUAUCGCUCAGGGGGCAUGGACUAUCGGAGUGAUGCUUGGGUCUGCAUGGGCAGCCCAAAGGUUCCAGCAGACAUGUUUUGUCAUGAUCCUUUGCGCGAUUCCCGCUAUGAUCGGAACAAUUAUAAUUCUUGUUGUUACACCGACUGCUUCAAACGCCGGCGGGAUGCUAAUUGCUUUCUACUGCACACAGUGUUUCUUGGCCGAGGGAAAUAUGAUUAUCUCGCUAAUCACACGCAACGUGGCGGGCCAAACCAAGAAGGGUAUUACAAUGACCAUGGUAUUUAUCGGCUGGGCUGUCGGAAAUCUCAUUGCCCCUCAGAUAUUCCAGAAUAAAGAUGCGCCUAGAUAUCUCCAUGGAUUCCUAGCGCAUAUCGUUGUUUACGCUGUAUACGUUGCUUUGGUGGUUUUGACAAGAAUCAUCUUGAUCGCACGUAAUCGCUCAAAGGUGCAGGGCUCAACGCAGAUCUCACAUGAAUUGGCAUUCGAAGAUUUUACUGACCGUGAGAAUCCGAAUUUCCGAUAUGUAUAUUAG
This is a messenger RNA of Penicillium macrosclerotiorum, 1515 nucleotides long. RefSeq names its product putative MFS transporter. Gene Ontology annotation, molecular function: transmembrane transporter activity. The transcript is spliced from 5 exons. Lineage: Eukaryota; Fungi; Ascomycota; Eurotiomycetes; Eurotiales; Aspergillaceae. Bases 1 to 1515 code for a protein of 504 amino acids. Gene Ontology annotation, biological process: transmembrane transport. Gene Ontology annotation, cellular component: membrane. The record is from RefSeq and is a predicted model, not a curated record.